Molecule: messenger RNA, 3573 nt
Organism: Orbilia oligospora ATCC 24927
Lineage: Eukaryota; Fungi; Ascomycota; Orbiliomycetes; Orbiliales; Orbiliaceae
Exons: 3
Coding region: 1-3573 (1190 amino acids)
Cellular component (GO): nucleus
Molecular function (GO): ATP binding; DNA binding; ATP hydrolysis activity
Source: RefSeq, a predicted model, not a curated record
AUGAACAUCCCAUCAGACCUAUCAUUCUCCUCCUACAACAUCGAUUCCGAACCCCAGAUCCUACCAGAGCUAGACGAACUAGACGAUAUACCUGAAGACGACGAACUCCACGUUCUAGAAGCACAGCAGACAGCUGAAGAUAUCCAACUAGACUUCCAACAUAGUGAAGAUACACGUGAGGCUAUUGAGGAUACAGCUAGAGAGCGACAGGAGCGGUUGAGGAAGGAAGGGGUGGUUAUUCAGCAUACUGUGCCCAAGGGGGUUAGUUUGGGGUUUAGAAGCGAUUUUGAGUAUCCUGAGUCGCCAUCUAAGAGAUACGCUCAAGAAUUACCAAUCGACCGCUCCCAAUUUACAGAUAUAACAUUCUGCCCGAGCUCGCAAGUAGCACAUAUACUGCCUUCGUCGCCACCAUUAGUAACAGCUUCGUCGCCACCACCUAAACAGGGGGAAGAGAUCGAAGAAAUGGAAGAUAAUCCAUUUUCUAUAGAAGAGGCCGAGCCUCCUAUGGACAUCGAAGAAAGUAACCCAUUCAACAUGCAAGACGACUCUACAGCUUCAAAAUCAAACGGUGAUAGUCAAUUGAGUAAUCCGUUUAGCAUGGAAGCAGCAGAGGACGAAAAAGCUAAUAACCCAUUUACAAUAAUACAAAACGAUGCGAAUAAUAAUAAUAAUGGUAAUAAUAAAAGUUACAAAACACCUGCGGAGGAAAACAUCUACGACAGAGCAUACAGCCAUCCCUUCGACAUAGAAGAAAACCUAGACGACAUAACCACCCCACGUCUCCCUCCUCAAACCAACAUAUCUUCUAAACCAAUCGACAAAGAAAACCAGAACCCGGAAGAUACUCCCUUCACUCUGGAAGAAGCAGAUCCAACCACUCCUUCAAUCUACACAGCUCCACCCACAUCCCUCCUGCAACCUACACAAUCACAACCAAAACCAAACGCCUACACCCGCACAAAAGUAGUCUCCUCCACCGGCGAAACAAUCCACAUCCUCCAACACCCUCCGAACCGUCUAAAAAUCUACCGGAACUCCCUCGUAAACUCCCACCGAUCAGAAAAAGAAAGAAACGACCCCCUCCCACGCUCCGAACGAAGAUUCUACGGUAUAGACAUCUACAACCUAAAAGAACGUAUAAAAUCCGAAGCCGAAACCGCAAGACUGCAAGCCGAAGCCGACGCUGCCGCUCGCGAAUUAGCCAAUAAAGUCCAAUCGUUGGCAAUAACCAAUAGCACCACUACAAAGUCCACAGUCAGUAGUUCUGAUAAAAAGAAUAGGAAAUUACUAUGGACGGAAAAAUACCGUGCCAAGAGAUUUACAGAUCUUUUGGGUGACGAAAGAACCCAUCGUCACAUAUUACGAUGGCUUAAAGGAUGGGAUUCUAUUGUUUUUGGAGCUGCGGCAGGGAAGAAGAACGAUAAGUCAAUGUUGAGCGAGGAACAGAGAAGUAGGAGAAUAUUACUCGUUACUGGACCACCUGGACUCGGAAAGACAACAAUGGCACAUGUACUUGCAAAACAAGCAGGGUACGAACCCCUCGAAAUCAAUGCAUCAGAUGACCGAACGGCCAGUGUGGUAAAAAACAGAAUCAAAGACGUUGUCGGGACGAAUACGGUACACAUGGGGGACGCCAAACGCGGGAAACCCAUCUGUGUGGUCAUCGACGAAAUCGAUGGUGUUACCGGAGACGGGGCUGGCGAGGGUGGAUUUAUUAAAGCAUUGGUAGAUUUAAUCGAGCAAGAUAAACGGAAUUCGGGAGACCCGGAUGCUCAGGUUAUGAAGAGGAAAGGGGGGAAGAAAGGAGAGAAAUUUAGGUUUUUGAGGCCGAUUAUUGCUGUUUGUAAUGAUCUUUACGCCCCUAGUUUGAAGUCUUUGAGACCGUUGUGUGAGAUUGUUUAUACCAAAAGGCCACCGUUAGGAUUGGUACUCGGGAGGCUGAAAGAAAUCUUCGAGAGGGAAGGGGUAGAGGGGGACUCUGAUGCUAUCAGAAGACUUGUGGAGUUAGAAGGUGGGAAUGGAAAUAUUAGCUCAGCAGAUUUCAUGGCAGAGUGGUCUGGUGACGUUAGAGGAGUUAUGGUCGCUGGAGAAUGGGCCUGCGGAAGACUAUUGAGCGCAGCAGCAAAGGAAAACCUCAAAGAACCAGCAAAGACAUCCACGAUAGGAAAAGGCAAAGGAAAAGAAAUACCAAAGAUCCGAAUGACCAAAAAAUGGGUGGAAGAAGAAUUCUCAAACGGCGGCGGACUAGGUGCCAACGACGGGGCCUCAAGCGGCGGCCGCGGCAACGGCGUCAGAGAAGUCGUAGAACGAGUCUUCCUCGAAGAAGACCCAUCUGCUUCCUCCAGCUUCGUCUCAAAAUCCACAAACAAAACCACCACCACCACCCAACAAACCCUCCCUUCAACAUCCUCAAAAUCCCGAACCAUCCAAAAACUCAGAAACCUAAUCGAAUCCUCCGGCGAAUUCGACAAAAUCAUGACCGACUGUUUUGCAAAAUACCCAACCCACCCGUUCCACGACGACCCAACCCUCACAAAACCCAACAAAGCAUACGAAUGGAUAUUCAUGCACGAUCUAUUAAACGCCAAAGUCUUCGGCGGAAGCCAAGAUUAUGAACUUACGCCUUAUCUCAGCACCCCAUUGUUAGGAUUACAUACGUUAUUCGCCACACCCGCUGCAACAACAUUAAAAGGCCGAAGAGCCUUCGGGAAGAAAGGAGGCAAUAAUAAUAACGCAGGGGAAGAAGAAGAAAUCAUACCCCCCUUCUCCGGUGCAAAAGCCGAUUUCGAAAUGAGAGAAGCGCAAAAGGCCACAAUGAGUACCUUGAGCCAAUUAAUCGGUAUACUUCCUUAUAAUCUCAUCAGAGGAUUUAAACCCGUGGAAACGGUGGCAUACGAACUAGCACCAUUCCUGAUCCAAAUCAUUCAACCAAAAGUCAACCCCGUAUUAGUCGGCGGAAAAGAUGGUCCCGGUGUGGCAAGUGUGAGAAGAGAGGUUGAGAAGAAAAUGGUGGGAAGGGCGGUGGAGGUUUUGGCGGAGUGUAAUGUUGGGUUUGAAAAAUUGAGGGUUGAGGGGGAUAGUAUGGGGAGAGGUGGCGGGUGGGUGUUUAGGAUGGAACCACCAUUCGACGCUCUAUCGAAUUACAAAACAUUCACACAAGACACACCAACCAUGACCACCCGAUUCGCAGUCCGUCAGGUCCUCGAUCAAGAACUAAGAAAAUUCACAGUUCUCCAACAAGAACGAAUUCGUCAAGAAAGGUUCGCAGCUGCAAAUCCAGGUGUGGAUAUAGGAUUAUCAGCAUCUACAAGACAAAAGGAAAAAGAAAAGGAAAAAGAAUUGAAAAAGAAUGCUGGUGGUGGUAGUAGCGGUGUUAAACGAGAUUUCUUUGGUAGGAUUAUAGCCCAAGAUGAUGGUGGUGAUGGUGAAGAUGGAGGGGAUUCGGGGAGAAGUAAGAAGAGGAAGGUUGUGGGCGUUGGUGAAGGGGCGAAGAUUUGGUGUAGUUUUAGAGAAGGGUUUAGUAAUGCGGUUAAGAAGCCGAUUACUUGGGAUGAACUUAUGGCGGGGCUUUGA